AUGAGCACCCUCGGCUUCGACGAUGCGGCCCUGGAAGGGCUGUCGCCGUCCCUCGGCCUCUCCGGGGCCAGCGACAUCGACACGGCCCUGCUCAGCGACAUUGACGACAUGCUCCAGCUGAUCAACACACCUGACAAUGACUUCCCGGGGCUCUUCGACUCACCCUUCGGUGCCCCUGACACCACCAUGCCACCGGGGCUGCCCCCGGCGCUGCCCCCAGCUCCAAGCACCCUUGGCGCCUACAUGGGGCCCAACAAACCUCCCCCUGCUCCCCCCACCGGCAGCGUCUACCCAGGACCCCCCGGGAUGGCGACCUUCACCCCACAGCCCCCCGCCCCGCUGCUGCCAGCACCGGCCCCAGGUGUCAAGGAGGAGCCUGUGGCUGUACCCAGCAGCCAGCCCCAGCCUGGUGUCAUGCUGGCCCCCAGCUUCGUCCCUGCAUCUGCCAACCAGUUCAAGUCCCAGCCCCUGGGGGGCUACCAGAAUCAGCACAGCUUCUCUGCUGUGCAGCCUGGGGGUGCAGGGCAGACCGUGCCCAGUCCCCUGCCAACAUCACAGCCAGCCCAGCCUGUGGCACUGCCUGGCCCAGUGCAGAGCGUGGCACCUCAGCAGCUCCUGGCCUCUGCUGCCCCACAACCCAUCUCAUCCCAGAUCCAGCCGGUGCCGGUCUUGCUGCAGCCCCAUUUCAUCAAGGCUGACUCCUUGCUGCUGACAGCUGUCAAGACAGACGCUGGCAGUGCCAAGAGCUCCAGCAUCACCUCCCUGGCCACCACCACCAGUGGCUCUGCCACCCCACUGCAGGCCCUGGUGAGCGGAGGAACCAUCCUGGCCACGGUGCCGCUGGUGGUGGAUGCCGAGAAGCUGCCCAUCAACCGGCUGGCACCCAGUGGGAAGCCGGCACUGGCGCAGAGCCGGGGGGAGAAGCGCACGGCACACAACGCCAUCGAGAAGCGCUACCGCUCCUCCAUCAACGACAAGAUCGUGGAGCUCAAGGACCUCGUGGUGGGCACCGAGGCCAAGCUCAACAAGUCCGCAGUGCUGCGGAAGGCCAUCGAGUACAUCCGCUUCCUGCAGCAGAGCAACCAGAAGCUGAAGCAGGAGAACCUUGCUCUGAAGAUGGCCGUGCAGAAGAACCAGUCCCUGAAGGACCUGGUGGCCUCCUGCAGCAGUGGGGCCAAGGCGGAGGCCCCCAUGGAGGUGGUGAAGGCGGAGGUGAUGGAGAUGUUGACCCCACCACCCUCGGACGUGGGAUCGCCGUCCCACAGCAGCCUGCUUUCGCUCAGUGGGACCAGCAGCAACAGCAGCAGUGACUCGGAGCCUGACAGCCCCCUCUGUGAGCAUGACAAGAUGAAGCAGGAGCAGCCUCCACCCUCGCCCAGCAGCCAGGGCAUGCUGGACCGCUCCCGCAUGGCCCUCUGCGCCUUUGUCUUCCUCUGCCUCUCCUUCAACCCCCUGGCCUCCCUCCUCCGGGGCUCUGGUGCCCCAGCCCCUGUGGGAAACCCAGGCACCAAGAGGUCACAGGGUAGGUCUGAGAUGGGAGAUGAUUCGGAGGAGCCAUGGACGUGGUCACAGUGGCUGUGGCCCACGCUGGCAUUCUGGGCCCUGAACACGGCGCUGGUGCUGGGGGCGGUGGUGAGGCUCUUCGUUUUCGGGGAGCCUGUCACCCGCCCCCACUCCGAGCCCUCUGUCCUCUUCUGGCGGCACCGUCGGCAGGCUGACCUCGACCUCGACCGGGGGGACUUUGCCCAGGGUGCCCAGCACCUGCGGACGGCGCUGGGGGCACUGGGCCGCCCUCUGCCCGCCUCCCACGGGGACCUGGCCUGCAGCCUGCUGUGGACCCUGCUGCGGCACCUGCUGCAGCGCCUCUGGGUGGUUCGCUGGCUGGCUGCCCGCGCAGGGAGGCUGCGUCCCGACCCCCCACCCCCCGCCCACGUCCAGCAGAGUGCCCGCGAUGCCGCAAUGGCCUACCACCGCCUGCACCAGCUGCACCUCUCAGGGAAGCAGGCUGGGGGGCACCUGCUGGCCAUCAACCUGGCACUAAGCGCCGUCAACUUGGCUGAGUGUGCUGGCGAUGCCAUCUCCGUGGCUGCCCUGGCUGAGAUCUAUGUGGCAGCUGCCCUGCGGGUCAAGGCCAGCCUGCACCGCUGCUUCCACUUCUUGGCUCGACCCUUCCUCUGCAGUGCCCGGCGCGUAGCUCUGUCCCAUGCUGGGGCUGUGCCCCCGGCCAUGCAGUGGCUUUGCCACCCCUUGGGCCACCGCUUCUUUGUUGAUGGUGACUGGGCCGUCAAGGGCGUCCCAAGGGAGACCAUCUACAGCUCUGCUGGCAACCCAGUGGACCCUCUGGCGCAGGUCACUCAGCUCUUCCGUGAGCACCUUCUGGAGAAAGCCUUGUGCUGCGUGGCCAUGCCUGAGCCUGGCCGCCCUGCUGCCCAGAGUGAGGGGCGCUUCUCCCGUGCUCUGGAGUACCUCCAGCUCCUCAAUGGAUGCUCUAAUGUCAGCGGCACACCCAGCCCCACACCCUGCAUCAGCUCAGGCUUGGCUGCUGUCACAGGCACCGACCCUGUGUCCAAGUGGUGGGCGUCCAUCAUUGGCACAGUUAUUCACUGGCUGCAGGGGGACGAGGAGGGGGCUGAGCGUCUCUACCCGCUGGUGGAGACCAUGCCCCGGGCACUGCAGAGCUCUGACAAGCCCCUGCCCCGCGCUGCCUUGCACUCCUUCCAAGCCAUCCGGGCCAUGCUGAGCAAGCAGGAUGGGAGCCAGGCCAGUCUGAACCACUGUGAGAAGGCCAGUGCCUGCCUACGGGAGAGCCUGGAGCUGGGCAGCCCCACCAAGGGCACCAUCGACAAGGCGGUCCAGUUCUUGCUGUGUGACCUGCUCCUGGUCACCCGCACCAACCUGUGGCAGCAGCAGAUGACGGUCAGCCAGCAGCGCAGCUGCCUCUACCAGGCCUCUGCCCUGGAGCUCCGCGGCUUCCAGCAGGACCUCAGCAGCCUCCGGCGCCUGGCCCAGACCCUCCGCCCUGCCAUGCACCGGGUUUUCCUGCACGAAGCCACUGCCAGGCUCAUGGCCCGGGCCAGCCCUACACGUACCCACCAGAUGCUGGACCGCAGCCUGCGGAGGAGAGGGGUGCAGGGAAGCAAAACAGGUGGGCCACAGGCUGGUGAGCCGGAGAGCCACCCCACACCACGGGAGAAUGAUGAAGCUCUGCUCCUGGCCUGCUGCUACCUCCCACCCAGCUUCCUCUCAGGACCAGGCCAAGGCGUGGGCAUGCUGGCCGAGGCUGCCCGCACCCUGGAGAGGCUGGGCGACAAACGGACACUGCAUGACUGCCAGCAGAUGAUCAUCAACCUGGCCAGCGGCACUACUGUCACGUCAGGCUGACCAAGGGCACGCUACCAGCCCUGCUCCUCGCCUGCCUUGG
This is a messenger RNA of Indicator indicator, 3421 nucleotides long. It is a transcript of the gene SREBF1, whose product is annotated as sterol regulatory element binding transcription factor 1. The transcript has 20 exons. The record is from RefSeq and is a predicted model, not a curated record. NCBI's taxonomy places the organism in Eukaryota, Metazoa, Chordata, Aves, Piciformes, Indicatoridae. Bases 1 to 3381 code for a protein of 1126 amino acids. Gene Ontology annotation, biological process: regulation of transcription by RNA polymerase II. Gene Ontology annotation, molecular function: protein dimerization activity; DNA-binding transcription factor activity, RNA polymerase II-specific; RNA polymerase II cis-regulatory region sequence-specific DNA binding. Gene Ontology annotation, cellular component: nucleus.